UAUGAGAAAUAAUGAACCAAUUCUUGAUCCGUACAAAUCAGAUGAACAAAUCGUGGAAUACGAUGAUGGAACAUUAAUAUCGGAUGAAUGGAAAAUUGAGUGAGCUUACUGUGGAUAAUUUAUCAAAUUAUAUUGUAAAGAAUUCAAAUGUAAAUAUUUGGAACAGAAAAGUAAAUAUUGAAUUGAAUUUUGCCACGAUAAUUUCCAGUGGAUUUUAUAAUGUAGACGCUCGAUAUAAAAAUAUUCCUUAUAUUGGAAAUGGAUAUUAUAACGUAACUGUCCGAGAUUUUUCGGUUUCAGCCGAAGAGUAUAUUAAAAUAAUUGGAGGUUUUCAAAUUACAUCCCUUGUUUCGAAAAUAUCAAUUGGAGAUUUUGAAUUUGUAGCGUCAAGCGACAGCUUUGACGAUGAAGAGGAAUCGAACGAUUGGAACGCUAAUAUAUCUCAACUGGUUCCAACUGUAAUUGCUGAUCAUCAUGACCCAAUAGUAGCAUUUGUUACUCCAAAAAUAAUAGCCGCUAUCAACCAACAGCUUCAGAACAAUUUACUUAAAAACAAUAAUGAUAAUGCAGAUAUUAGUAUUUCUAAUAUUUCUGGUUAUAAUAACUCUGCUUUCAUACUUUGUAUUAAUUAUUAUGUAAAUACGCAUACUAAAAAACAUUGCAAAGGUAAUGUCGAGUAAAGAUUUUUUAUUGAAAUUCACUCUGGAAGAG
Cotesia glomerata is the source of this 711-nucleotide messenger RNA. RefSeq lists its product as uncharacterized. NCBI's taxonomy places the organism in Eukaryota, Metazoa, Arthropoda, Insecta, Hymenoptera, Braconidae. The record is from RefSeq and is a predicted model, not a curated record. Bases 84 to 680 code for a protein of 198 amino acids. The transcript is spliced from 4 exons.